GCUCCAAGCAAGCUUCAGCGUCUUUGCCGAUCCGCCCAAGUCCACCCCUUUAGAAGUCCCGUCACAGAGUGCUUUGUUUGUGACCAUUCAAUCCAGCACAGUACUUAGAAUUCUCAGCCCGAAAUGCGACCGCAGGCAGGCAGGCAGCUUGGCAGAGACUCACACAAGCCCUUUGUCAGACCGAACCCAUCACACACAAACCUCCUCGAGUGCAGUGCAGUUGCCCUAAUGCUGUACUCCACUCCCGACACCAACACAGGGCCCCCAGCGCAGUAGGCACGACAGUCCCCCCUGUCUCUCUCAAGAUUCCCAACGCAGCCACGGUGGCUGUACGUAUGGUGUAGUGUGUACGCAGGCAAGCCCAAAGCAGAAAACACGCCAGGCCACAUCACUCACGCAGUCAGCCAAAAGACCCCCCAGCCGCCUGCCUGCCUGUCAGUCUGUCUGUCUGUCUGUCUAGCCCGCAUGGCCCGGCCGUGGGCGGAUGACGUGGUAGACCUCAAUUUCCGCCAGCUUACACUCGAUGUUGCUGGCGAGUGAGCCCACCUGUGCGUCGGCCGUGUCGGAGAAGACCCCCAGCCCCUUGUAGCCGUCCGGCAGGUGCUCCAGCCUCACCCAGCACUGGCAACUCGACAUGUCGAUGGCCGGACCGGGGGUCGCCCACCCCAGCCACCUAGAGACAGGAGACAGGAGACAAAGUCAGUAAAUGAGUGAGUUGCAGCUGAGCUGGGCGUGUUGAAUAUAUAAGAGCGUCUGUCUGUCGCACAGGUUGCCCCUGGCGAUGCUGAGGUUGCCGCUGUAGUCCAUGUCAAUGGCCUUGACCGAGGGCGAGCCCGACCGCGGCAGCUCGCUCCCCGGGGCAGAGACGCUGAUGUCCUGGAUCUCCUGGGGGAUGUCGACCUUGGUGGGCUCGUCGUAUGCGCCGCUGAGGGAGAACAAGAAGAGGGGCACCGGGUAUCGGUAGGGCAUCAGGUCAUCCUCCUUCUGCAAUUCCCGUGCUGCCAAUGCUGGCAUUUCUGUGUUGUUGUUGUUGUUGGUGUCGGCUUGUGGCUGCUCUUCUGUGUCGUCUUCUUGGUUGGCUUCUUCUUGCUUGGCUUCUUCUUGGUUGGCUUCUUCCUGGUUGGCUUCUCCCUGGUUGGCUUCUCCCUGGUUGGCUUCUUCUUGUGGUUGUGGUUGUGGUUGUGGUUGUGGAGGCACCAGGGGUCCGUCGAUGAAGCAACCGAACCGGUGUGUGCCGCCCUCCUCCAUCAGCACCAGCACCAGCCCGUAUCGCUCCGGCCCCACACACCCCAGCAUCGUGCCGUAACCGAAACCGUCCCUUGUCGCUCUGCAGACCACACAGACAUAGAGAGGGAGACACCAUCCAUCCAUCCAUUCAUGUGUCUCUAAACCCUUCCUCACUUGAAGACGAGUGUAGCUUUGACCGUAUUGUCUUUGCCGGCCAUCUCGAUGAUGUCCUGCAGUUCGUCCUCCCACAUCAGCGGGCCGUAGGCGCUGCCGAGCGUCAACCCUUGUAUCUUGGCGUGGUUCGGGAGCUGCCCCGCCGUUUUGGGCGGCUUGACGGCCGUGCCGGGGGCUGCCAGACGCUGCCGACGGCAGAAGUCCACCAACUUGAGCAGAUCGGCGGAUGACAUCUUGCCAAUCUUCGACUCGUUGCUGCAGUAACACAGCAACGAUCUCUGUAUCUCUCCUCUCUCCCUCUGUGAGUGAGUGUGCGUAGAGAGGAAGACUACUUGUGGAAGGCAGUGUAGAGGUGUUUGUCCCGUCCGAUGAGCCUCAGGGUGGCCUCGGUGGUCGACACGGUCUUGGUCAGGAUGCGCACCGACUUGACUGAGUUCUCGUCCGCACUCCAGGUCUUAAGGAAGGGGGAGAUAGUCCUGUUCAGUGUCAGUCAGAGUUCGAACGAACAAGACCCACCAUUCUACAGCACGUUCGGUGUGAGGUGGGUGCCUCUUGGAGUGAGUGACCUGUAGAAUUUCUUGAGGCCGUGCUCCACCUCCAGCAGGGCCUCCAACCUGAACCAAUGAGCCAACAAAGGCGUUGAGUGGAUAUACCGGUUGCUUAGUGAGUCAGAGAGUCAAGAGUCUUACGCGUCCAUGGCGCGCGCUUGGUGGGUCUUCAUCUCGAUCACCGGGCUGCUCUUGCCCCCGCCAGGUCCACCCUUUGUGUCAACAUGUCGCUCUUUGGCCGCCGUCGCUGCGUUGUGUAGCUCUUCCUCUGCCUCCUCGUAUUCCCGGAGGAGCUUGGCAAUGUUGGUCUUGUUGGUGAACAGCAGCUCGUGGUAGAACAGGGAUGACGUGUCCCUGUCGUGGGGGGCCACCAGCUCGAUCUUGUGCUUCUCGCCACGGAGCUCGGCGGCCCCCGCCGUCGCCAACUCGUCAAACAGCCUGCAAAUACAGACAGAGUCAUCAACACACAUACCGUACAGUGUCUGAGGGGCAGGCAGUCAGUCAGUCGCCCUUCCUUUCCUUACACACCAGUCCAUAUACACGGGGUCUGCGUCGAGGAAGGGCCGUCCCUUACUGUCUUUGGGCAGGCUGUCGAGGUAGUACAGCAGGAUGUGGGCGAUGAACGAGUCCCUCACGGGCGGCGACUGCAGGAGGAGGGGCCUCUUGGGCGCGGCCAGCACUCGGCCCCCCACGUUGAGUUCAAUCUCCUCCUCCGACUCCCGGCCGGUCUCGCCCCUGCGCACCUUCAACAAGUCAUCCACGAUUUGCUGAAGGAAUGAAACAAGCGCACAUACAGAGUCCGACCCACCCACCCACACUGGGAGGGAGGGGAGGCGUGGCUGCCAUGCCUGCGAACGUGCCUUGCCUGGUGUUUCUCGAGGAGUUCUGCCAUGUGUUUGGUGGCCUGGACGCCCCGCUUGAGGGAUGUGGUGAGGUGGGGGGGCAGCGACGUCGCCGACGCACCACCCGACUUGGGACUGUGGGGAUCCGCCUUGUACAUCUUCUGCGGUCAAUGGGGAGCGUGGUGGACCAGCGAUGGCCGAGGGAAAGGUGGACGCCCGUGUGAGGCGGGGGGGAAGGGAAGCCCCAAAUGAAGAGUUUCAAGCGCGACUUAGG
Vitrella brassicaformis is the source of this 3065-nucleotide messenger RNA. Lineage: Eukaryota; Vitrellaceae. The record is from the annotation of a GenBank genome assembly.